CCGUGCCGUGCGUGCGCUGACAUCGGCAGGCGCGGGAGAGAGUGUGGGCGUCGUAUCGCAACCUGGGCAUGGUUGGUCCGCGUGCCUAAUCGAUGCGUCGGUACCAGCCCUGCCAGAGCCAAAACAUCCAAGUCGGGGUGCGCGUCAGGUAUGUACACAGAGGGAUGAAAGGGAGGCGGGCCAGAUGCACGGGCGGAACGUCGGCCUGAUGGAUUCAUGGAUGGAUGGAUGGAUGUGGGCGUGUUGUGCAACCCACCUGUAGGCCUCCGUUGGGUGAGUGCGAGUCGUCUGUGGUUAGAGUAGUGGGCAAUGCGGUGCAACUGUCGGGCCUCGACAAGAGCUUCGUCUUCGACCACGUCUUUGACCAUGACUGCACACAGCAGGAGGUCUUCGCAGGUGCGUAUGUAUGUGUGUUAGUCGGCAUGCCGUGUGGCACCAAACACAGCCGAUAUCACAAAAUGCACAUACGUGUGUUGUCCUCCCUGUCUGCUGUCUGGUUGGCUGGCUGUGUGUGUGUGUGUGUGUGCGUGUGUGUGUGAGCAGCCAUCGGCGGGCCGCUUCUGCAGGCCGCCACAGAGGGAUACAACGCCACUGUGUAAGGGGAGAGGAUAUCAUAUCGACAACGGGCACAUCAAUCCCUCAAUCUGUUUCAUGUGAUGUGUGGGUCAGGUUUGCGUACGGGCAGACCGGUUCGGGCAAGACGUAUACCAUCCAGGGCCCUCUCGCAGAUGCGGACAACCAGGGGGUCCUCCCCAGGGUAACCACAGCACCACCGCACACCUACAAUACAAAGAGCACAAGGCUUUCGUUCGUUUGUUUGUUGGUUGGUUGGCUGGCUGAUGGAUGGCCGGUGUGGUGGGUGUGAUGGCUGUGCUGCGCUGCACACACAGACGUUAGAGCGCAUAGUGGACGAGAAGCGUCGCGUAGAGGUUGAGGGUCAGCAGCAGCUGCUGAUAAAGUGUUCCUACUGCGAGAUAUACCAGGAGCAGGUCUACGACCUGCUCGUCAUCAACAGCCCCGCACUCAGCCUCAGAGAAGACAUCAACAAGGGGGUAACUAACGAAACAAACAUUGACUUACACACGGCACGGACAAUAGCAAAGGGUUCCUAGAUGGGAUGGCUGUGUUGUGUUGUGUGUCCGGGUCAGGUGUACGUUGACUGUUUGUCUGAAGAGGUUGUCGAGGAGCUCGAUGAGGCACUCACGGUACGUCACACAGGCACAUCCAUCCAUCCGUCCGUUCAACUACACUGUGGUGCUGGUUGGCCUGGCGUGCCCUGCCAGCUGUUUGAGCGUGGUGUGGCCCACCGGCACAUCGGCGAGACCACCAUGAACAGAGAGUCGUCACGCUCACACGCAGUACGCCAUCCCAUCGAGCACCAACCACAAAGGAAUACCUGUUUGUCCAACCCUCCCUACUUGCAUCUUCCUGGCGCCAUGUCAUGUCAGGUGUUCACCAUCUCCAUCCAAUCAAAGCGGGCGGAGUCUGAGGGUAACUAUCGCAAUAUAUGCAGCAAAGACAAUGAAGCCUGCCUGUGUGUGUGUGUGUGUGUGUGUGUGUGUUGCCUUGUGUUGUGUGGGAUGGAUGGAUCAAUCAGGUGUGACGAACACGCGUCGCUCUCUGUUCCACAUAGUGGACUUGGCGGGCUGUGAGCGGCAGACGCAGAGCGACUCGACGGGCGAGAGGCUGCGGGAGGCCGGCAUGAUCAACAAAAGCCUCUCAGGUACACACACAUACACAUACACACACACAUGAGCACCACACACACUGCAGUGUCGUGGAUUCAUUCGUGUGUGGUGUGUAUGCCCGUGUGUGUCAGUGUUGGGCAACGUGAUCAAUGCGCUGUCGAUGGAGGAGCGGGGUUUCCGCCGCAGACACAUCCACUACAGAGACUCCAAACUCACAUUUCUGCUGCGAAACUCACUCGGGGGUAAAAAGGAAAUACACGCGGCCGCAUGCACACUGCGGUCGUGUCUGCCAUAUGUGUGUGUGUGUCGAGUAGGUAACUCUCGCACUGUGAUGAUUGGCACUCUGAACCCCACGGCCUCGUGCUGGUCCGAAAGCCACUCCACUCUACAGGUAAGUGGGGCAACCAACCACACCACACCACACCACACACAGACAGACAGACAGACGAUGUACCACUAACUAUGUGGUGUCUGUCUGUCAUGUGGAUGUGUGUGUGCAGUUUGCGCAGCGUGCCAAGAAGGUCCGCAACAACGCCGUCAUCAACGAAGACAUAUUCGGUACGCAAAUGCAUUCACAUCCACACAUGCUAUCCUCCACGCGACGGCCCGCUGAUGUGUGUGGCCGUGUGGCGAUAUAUCAGGGUCUGCGGAAUACCUCCGUCAGCAGAACCGGAAACUGCGCGAAGAGCUACAGCAGCUGCAGAACCAAAUGCAGCACCAGCAACCAAGUACUUUAUUCAGGGAGGCACAGAGAGAGCUUCCCAUUAUCUUUUCCAUCCAUCCAUCCAUCUGUUAGGCGGUGCGUAUGAGCGGUCCGGGUCCCACUCGCCCCGCCAGCUGCCUGUGUCCACCAAGGUACGCACGCGCACCACAUUCACUCAUCCACUGACAUGUCUGUGUCAGUCAGUAUGGGUGUGUUUGUCUUGUUGUCAUCCCUCCCUCCCCCCCUCCCUCCCUCACCCCUCUGUAAUCCAUUCAGCGUUUGCGUGAGCUGGAGGAGUCCAACGUGCAGCUGCAGAAGUCACUCAAAGAAAGAGAGGUAGGUCGGGUCGCCCCCUCACCCAAACAGACAGACAGACACGGAGUGGGCUCACCAGUGGACGUGACGUGGAUGUGGGCGUCUGUGUGCGAGUUCCAGGCGACGUCUGAGGCCGAGAUCAGCCAGCUCCACGUACGCCAAGUGCAUCCACCACACCCACAGUACAGUGGAUCAAUGUGGGUGUGCCGUCUGUGUCCGUCCGUCUGUCUGGUCAGGAGCGCAUCUACGAUUUGGAGCGCAAGGCCGACCGGGGGCUCAAGUCACACUGGAUGCAGAAGGUCAGCUCAGCCAGGGGCCACCCCACCAGCGUCCAGUCCAGGUGGGUGUCAUUCUACCUCACCUGUCCUCCUCAUGUGGGCAGGUCAAGGACGCCGCCAACGCACAGACACACAGCAACGGUCAGUCAGCAGGCAGGGAGGGAAAGAGAGAGGAACCCUCCGCACACUCACUUCACCCCCGCUCAUGCAUCGCCCCCCCUUCCACGUUUCUGUGUGUGUGUGUGUGUGCAGACGUGAGGUCUGCGGCGAGCCCCUCCCCUGUGCGCGACGACACCGAGCGUAAGCUGGCCGACUACGACCACAUGAUGGACCGGAUGCGGGAGUUGGAAGGUGCACUCAGAGAUGCUGAACGGGUAAGAGGCAGGCCAGGUGGGGGGAUAUAUGGGUGAGCGAAUGUCCUGUGUUGAUUGAUUUGUGAAUGGAUCGAUGGCUCAGGAGAAGCGUUCGGCGGAGAGUCGUGCGGAGAGUUUGGCUCAGCGUGUGGUUCAGCAGAAGGGGGACCACGAGCGUAGCGUGGAGAUGCUGCACGACAGGAUAGCCGAGCUGCGCCAGCAGAACGAGGACGUCGAGGAGCGCCGGCAGGGGCUGCAGCUCCAGUGGACUAAAGACAACAGAACCAUUGUGCAACUCAAGCACGAGGUACGCAGACACGCACACACCUGUUUGGUGCAACAAGAGGCAUUCGUGUCGUCGUCGCGUGUUGUAUGUCCCUUCUUUGGUCAGAUUGAGACGCUCAAGAACCAGCUGACGACGGAGCGAAGCCUUAAAGCCGUAAGGGCAGUGCAUUGACCGAAAUGUCGCCAUCCGGUGGGUCAAGUCACAGACAGUGCCGUUGGUUGGUUGUGUGUCGUUCAGGACCUUCAUUUCGAGGUGACCCGACACCGCGACAGACGGCGAGAGAAAUUGCAGGAAAAGUAAGGCAGCAGCAGCAGGCAGAAACCAUCACCGCACCAUCCAGUUUACGCGUCUGUGUGUUGCACAUCACAUACCCACCAUAUAUCAGGAAGCGUCGUGCCAGUUUGGUGCCGAUGAGCAGCCACAGCUGCGGCGACAUCGACGACUCCCCGCCAAAGGAGACCCCACCCCGCAACCAGCCCCGACGUCGCAUGACCAUGGCCGCGCCAGACAUGCCGCUGCCGCUCUCCGCCGGCACCUCAGAGGACGAUGCAUCCAGGAGCCCACCGUCAGGCUCGCCACAGGAGCCACAACCGUUCAAGUGACUGAGUGACGCACGGAGAUCUUGCAGCAUCCACCUCACCUGCGGCUGUGGUGUUGUCGUGUUGCAGCAGGUUGGGUGGGGGUCGUCCGUCCCGUCUGCAGGCACUGGAGCCGCUGAGAGAGGAGGACGAAGAGGACGUCGCAGAGGAGGAGGAAGACGACGAGGACGACCGGGCGGAGUCAUCGGCGGCACCUGACGAGGCCUCCUGCACCGAGGGGGACGGGGAGGGCGAAGUAGAUGGCGAUGUUGGCGAUGACAUAGAGUCGGUCCAGCGUCUGGAGGCUGACCUGCGGGCGGUGGAGGACGAGAAAGACGCGCUUCGGCUGCAGCUGGAAAACAUGGAGACGGAACUCGAAACGGAGACCAACAGACGGUCAGUCAGGGCGAGAGGGAGGGAGGGGGAUCAGGUACACGUGGCUAUACGUCUGCCGGUCUGUUGCGCUUGCGUGUCAGUCGCGAGGCCGAGUCUCAGGUGCAGGAGGCCCAGCUGGAGGCGCGGACGUAUAGAGAGAAAUCCGAAAUGUCCAGGUACUUGAAACAAACGAGUGGCGCAGCCAGCAGAUGAGUCCGCCAACUCUCUGGGACUUUUCUAUGUGUGUGCAUCCCUCCGUUCCGUGUGUCCAUCGCUUGAUUGACAGUGCGAGUUUGCGUACGAUAACUGAGGAGCUGACCAAGACGCGCGACGCCGCCAACAGACACAAACAAGAACUGGAGGACAUUAAGUCACCCACAUACACACCACACCACACCACACCAUACCAUGCCAUCCGUCGCGUGUGUGUGUGUGUGUGUGUGUUUAGGUUGAGUAUGCGUGGUCAGGAGGAGAUGGACGAGCUGACGCGGGAACUGACCGAGCUCAGACAGAAGGAAAACGCAUGGGAGUCAGUGAGGGAAAGACCGACAAACGUUCGAACAGCUGGUUGCACGUAUCUCAUCUGUCUGUCUUUCUUUCGGCCCACUCAAUAGGAUGGACGUCGACACCCUCAAGGGCGAGCUACAUGCCGCCAGACGCCAGGCGGCGGAGGACACCACCGCACUGCAGCAGCGGCUACAACACGCCGAGACGGAGAAAGCCGACCUCGCAAACAAAAAGUGCCGCCGUGCAUUGCAAGCGAAGAGAGCACUCUCUCUACUCUGGUUUCUGCACCUGUGUUCGGUUGGUUGUGUGUGUGAGUUUGCAGCGGUGAGCUGUUGAGGUCUUUGGAUGACUUGCGGGCGGCCAACGCACAGAUGACGGAGGCCAUCUCGACCGAAAGGUGUCCUGUCCCCUGACCAUCCAUCCAUCCAUGAGAGCUGUGUCUGCGUGUGACUCGUGUGUGGCACGUAUGACUGGACUGGCAGGUCCACCUCGGGUCGGCUUGGGGAUGCGCUGCGGGCCGUCCAGGGCCGCAUACACGACUUCCAACUCAGGCAGCCACACCACACCACACCACAAGAAUGCAUCCCCACUCCUCAUUGUUCUGUCUGUCUGCACACGUGUGCAUCAGGUCGACGUGCAGCCAGUUGCGGAGCGACAUCGAGGGCUCGGCCAGCCACAUCAAACAAGGGCUGGCGUCGCUGCAGAGCGCCCUCGAGGAGCGUGUGGUGGCGGAGGUCGGCAGGGCACACAGACACGCCGACGCCCUCGCAACACAACUCAGCCAACGAGAGGUACUGGACGCCCGCCCUUCUCAGCUGAUAUGGAUGGAUGGAUGCGGUUUAUCUAUCUGUCUGUCUGUCUGUCUGUGUGUCCCUGUAGGAGUAUGUGCGUCGCCUGGAGUGCGAGGUGCAGGAGGCUGGCAUGGCCGAGGGCAGACUCAAACAACUCGAGGAGACCAACCAAAAGGUAAGGACGAACAGACAGACAGACAGACAGACCCACACGCACCCUAACAAGGCGACACGAGCACCCAUCCCAUCCGGCAAUCUCUGUGCUGUGUGCAUCUUCUUCGUGCAGAUGUUGUGUGAGUUGGAGUCGGCCAGGGGGCAGGCCGCCGAGGCCGCCGACCUCAGGGAAGAGGUAUGUUCGCCAGCCAGCUCCCCGCACUCCCCGGCCCCAAACCGCCUGCUUGUCCGGGUCGUGUGCUGUGCGCCUCAGCUGUCGCGUGUCAAGAAGGAGCACGAGAAGGCCGAGGCGCAGAUCGCAAAGCUCAUCGGACAGCAGAACCUCGCGCAGAGAAUCAAACACACACAAGAUGUACGUGUGUAUCUACGUAUGCAUGGGAGACACACACACACACCUAUACCCCCGUGCUCGUGUGUGUGCACAAUAAGCAGAUGAAGAAGGAGAUCAACGUGCUGAAGGAGCAGCUGCUGAGAGAGCGGCAAGAGCGCGUCCGCUUCAUGCAGGCUUACGGACAACAACCGGUCGGUAUCACAACACACCACACCACUACAACCAGUGUGACCACCACACACCUCCUUGUCUGUCUGUCUGUCUGUCUGUCUGUCAGGAUGCGAGUCUGCUCAACGCCAUCCGCCGUCUGGAGAAGGAGCGCAAAGAGCAGGAGGACAACAACCUCCCGCCCCCACCGCCACCCGCAGCAGCAGUCGGCAUGCACUCCCCCCUCCCGCCCACCUCCCCCGACAGCACCAGCCAACUGAUGCCUCCAGUGCCCUCCCACCACCACCCCAGCAACCCGGGGCCCCGGCGCGAGACCGACGCGCGUACGGGGUCGACGAGGUAUAACCUGCGGUCCAAGAGGUCACAUAGCCAGGCACCCACGCCCAAGGGGUAAGCGACUAGUCAGGUCACCUGACUGAGUAGAUAGCUGAGCUGAGAGAGGGGGGUGGGUGGGCCACGGGAUGGACGGCUGCAUGGCUACGUCCGUGAUAGUGAGUGUGCGUGCGGACGGCCAUCUUUCUGGCUUUCAUGUGUGUGAGUGUUAGUAUGAGCGUGGAUUGGAUUCGUGUGCGGAAUUAUCCGAGUGCAUGUGAGGUGAUGUGGGCUCGGUCACGGGGUCGGUCGGUCGGUCGGUCUGUCGGUCGGUGGUCGUGCCAGGAGCAUAUUCGACUGCCCUCAAUAAGUCCCGUCAUGUAACUGUCUCUCUGUCUACAUCGACCGACGCAUAUCGUCAGUCAGCCACAUCCCAUAUGGCCAUUCCAUCC
Molecule: messenger RNA, 7311 nt
Organism: Vitrella brassicaformis
Lineage: Eukaryota; Vitrellaceae
Source: the annotation of a GenBank genome assembly